UGUAUGAUUUAAGCAGCAGGAGGAAGCGACAAGAAGAAGACAAGCGAGGGAGCAGCACGGCUCUUAACUUACAUUCCGCGCCCACCUACCUUUUAAACUAGACUUUUAGCACACUUUCCUGGUUGUUGUUUUUUUCGCGCCAAAACCGAGUGGAGACGAAGCAGAGAGAAAGGGUAAAGACAUGAAAGUGUUGAUAGAUAUGUGCUGCUGCCUUCUGCUGCUGCUGCUGAACUCUGCUGCCGUCCUGUCCUCGUCCACGCAGGUGGCCCUCAUCUACCCCCAGGACCCCGUCCUCCGUAUGGGCUCCAACCUGACGGCCAGCUGCUGGGUGCACCCCGACCUCGGCGUCCACGCCAGCUCGCUGUACUGGACGCUGAACGGCCAGCCGCUGCCCGUCUCCACCUACCAAGUGCUGAGCUCCACCAACCUGAGCGUGACGCUGAGCGGCCUCAACGCCUCCAGGCAGCGCUCCGGCGACAACCUGGUGUGCCACGACCACAAGGGCAACAUCCUGGCCGGCUCCUGCAUCUACGUCGGAAUGCCGCCGGAGAGGCCGGUCAAUUUGACCUGCUGGUCUCGGAACACUAAAGACCUGACGUGCAGCUGGGCUCCUGGAGGAAAGGGAGAAACCAGCAUCAGGACACAGUACUUGCUCAAGUACAAACUCAGGUGGUACGGCAAGGAAAAAGAGUGUGAAGAUUACACCCACGCCCAGCCGUACUCGUGCAGCAUCACGCGAGACCUGCACCUCUUCACCCCCUACGAGAUCUGGGUGGAGGCCACCAAUCAGCUGGGCCAGGCCGCCUCCGAGGUCAUCACGCUGGACAUUCUAGACGUGGUGACCACGGACCCUCCGUCGGGUGUGACUGUGAGUCGCGUUGGGCAGUUGGAGGACCAGCUGAGCGUCCGCUGGGAGGCCCCGCCGGCCCUCAAAGACUUCCUGUUUCAGGCCAAGUACCAGAUCCGCUACAGACUGGAGGACAGCCAAAACUGGAAGGUGAUGGAUGACGUCGGCAAUCAGACAUCUUGCAGACUGGCGGGACUCAGACCUGGAACUGUGUACUUUGUGCAGGUGCGGUAACCGGUGGGGAUCUACGGGUCUCGCAAGGCUGGAAUCUGGAGCGUGAGUCAUCCCACUGCUGCAUCCACGCCUCACAGUGAGCGCUUCGUGUCGGGCUCCUGCGACUCCAAGUCGAGUGGCGACUCCAACUCCACGCUGCGGCGGGAGCUGAAGCAGUUCUUCGGCUGGGUGCGCAAACACGCUUACGGCUGCAGCAGCAUGUCCAUGAAGCUGUACGACCAGUGGAGGGUGCUCAUGCAGAAGUCGCACAAAGCACGCAACCAGGUUCUCCAAGGGGAUAAAUCGUAGCACAUGCUGCCGCUGCCUUUUUUCAUCUGCUUUUUUCACUUUUUUUUUUUUUUUUUAAAUCCAACAGCAGAAAUCCCAGAAAAGAGGAACAGAGUGUGAUUUGGGGUGAAAUGACCAAAAAUACAUUUGUAUUCCUGCAGAGGACAUCCAGAGUUAAUCCUAAUUUCCCCUCAAGACGAGCACUGACUUGCACGAAAAGCUUGCAAGAUGACUGACAAGGCAAAGAGGACACAUAAUCAAAGGAAUUUGGUGGAAUUUUGGACACUGACUGAACCCAAGAAGGCAGGAAAACACUUUUUUUUUGUUUAAACCCCGCAGCUCCGAUGCGCCACCCGGUGGCCGCUCAGUGUCGAUGCCAACGCGUUGAAAUGAUCAUGCUGUAUUUUUUUUUUUUUUUGCCAUGAACUUUUUGCCUGCCUUUUGUUUUUCUACCAAAUCCUACCGCUAUAUUUAAAAUAUGUAAAAAGUUUUAUUUCUUAAGUUAUGUUUAGCUCCCUGAAUAAAUAUUAAUGACUGAACGUUG
This is a messenger RNA of Nerophis ophidion (straightnose pipefish), 1892 nucleotides long. RefSeq names its product cytokine receptor-like factor 1a (gene crlf1a). Lineage: Eukaryota; Metazoa; Chordata; Actinopteri; Syngnathiformes; Syngnathidae. The record is from RefSeq and is a predicted model, not a curated record. Gene Ontology annotation, cellular component: external side of plasma membrane. Gene Ontology annotation, molecular function: cytokine receptor activity; protein binding. Gene Ontology annotation, biological process: cytokine-mediated signaling pathway.